This is a messenger RNA of Puccinia triticina, 678 nucleotides long. RefSeq lists its product as uncharacterized. The transcript is spliced from 6 exons. Bases 1 to 678 code for a protein of 225 amino acids. NCBI's taxonomy places the organism in Eukaryota, Fungi, Basidiomycota, Pucciniomycetes, Pucciniales, Pucciniaceae. The record is from RefSeq and is a predicted model, not a curated record.
AUGAGGGUACAAUUCUCUUCACUCACUGCGCCCCGGACAGUGGUCAUCCCCCGUCGAAGAAUCCCCGCCUCCUCUGGGAGCUUCUUUUGCUCCUUCUACCGAAACUCCUAUCUUCCAACAACACCCUCUAAUCCCACAGUUGCCACCACAUCAAAGAAAUUGAAAGCUGGAGAAAGCUUUUUGGAAGAAUUGAAAAGGAAAGAUGCUGAACGUGGUGGCCGAUUGGCGGCGAAAGCAAGCAAGGACCCUCGAGGCAUGAGUAUAACUGCUCUGGCCGCUUUGGAGACUGCUCCUCAUCUCUCGGGGGGAUCAAGGGAUACCGGCGACCCACUGACAACUAACGUACACGUCGGCAAUCUCUGCCCGGCACGAUAUGCGAGCAAUCCUCUGGAGCCUUUUGCGUCAAAUGGGGUCCGAUCGCCUCACUCAAAGUUGGGGAAAGGCUAUGCCCAUGCCCCCAAGCCCCAAUUCGAUUGGCGCAAGCUUCAAAAGGACGAAGAAAAGUUCAUCCGCGCCGUUGCCAAGAAGGUCCUCGAACAUUGGGAACAGUUUGGAAGAACCUCAAGAGAACGGGAACGGAUGUUCAAAUUUUUGAUUGAAGCUGAUCCAUUGAUUGCUGACAAAGAAAGCGGACCAGCCGAAAAGCUGUCACGCGGCAACAGGGACGGAGACUUUUAA